GAAAGAUCCCAAGCGAGCGCGUUUUUUAUCUCUCCUUCUGUUGAACAUUGUUUUCUGUAAGAAUUUUGUUGGGUUUUUUAUCUCCCUCUAGGGUUCUUGAGAUCCUAUCUCGGUCUCCUAUGCUCUCUGAUCUCUGCGAUACAGCUGAAGUAGUGGUUGGAUGGUGAUUAGGGAAAUGGCUGUUCUGUCGGUGGAGUCCUUCCCGCUGGGCUUCCGAUUCCGUCCAACGGACGUGGAGCUCGUGAAUCAUUACCUCAAGGGAAAGAUCACUGGCCGGAUCAAGUCCGAGGACGAGGUCAUCUCCGAGAUAGAUAUCUGCAAGUGCGAGCCGUGGGACCUUCCGGGUGAUCCUCACGCACCCAAAUCUUACUUACUCCCUCUCCUCCUUGGUUUAAUUCAGAUAUAUCAUUGAUCAAAUCGAGCGAUUCGGAGUGGUUCUUCUUCUCGCCGAAGGACCGGAAAUAUCCGAACGGCAACCGUUCCAACCGAGCUACGAAGGCUGGCUACUGGAAAGCCACAGGGAAGGAUCGGAAGAUCAGGUCCAUAUCUCGGGUUCCUACAAUCAUAGGCACUAAGAAGACCCUUGUAUUUUACCAAGGCCGUGCCCCCAGCGGCGUCCGCACUACUUGGGUCAUGCACGAGUACCGCACCACCGAGAAGGAGUUUGACUCAGGAGAGCAGGGUGGCUUCGUUCUCUGUCGUUUGUUCAAGAAGCCUGAAGAGAAGACCCAAAUUUCUGAUAUUGAUGAUUGCACGGAGGGAAAUGUUGGUGAGAUGGAGAGUGGUGACCCCUCUCCUGCUCCUGCUCCUGCUCCAGGCAUGCUUUCACCAGUUGAGAUGCAGCAAGGAGUAGAAGCAACAGUGGAAGUUGUUUCACCAUUGGAUCACAAGCUUCCGGGGUCAUAUUUGCAAGAAAAUUUACAGCCUUUGCCUCCGACCUCUGAUAUGCAAUCAUCGGGUGUCCACGAGUUGCUAGAAGAGAGCCACUGCAGUGAAACUGUUGUUUCAGAUCCUCCUUGUGAAACCCUUGUGGGAAAUGAGUUUGGUCUUCGCCUGGAUGAUUUACCACAAUAUCUUAACCCAGACUUUGACAAGCUUGGUGGAGUUGACCAGGAAUUUCCAGAAUUUGAUUACCAUUCCAAUUCCCCAAGAAUAACUUACACGGGGCAUGCAUUUGAUGCUGGAGUUGACUGGGAAUUUUCGUCAGGCCUCAAUCAAUGUGACAGCGUUGAAGACGACUCUGUCACCGAGUUCUUAGAUGCAGUGCUUUGUGAUCCAUAUGAAUGUUCCCCUGAAGUAUCAUAUGUCUGUAGAAGUCUAAAUACUGAGUUUGAGCCACAAGGUCAGAUUUGUGUCAGCACAGAUGAAACCCCCUGGGACUCCCUAUCAGGCAAAAAGAGCAAGAGAGGCAGUGACAAAGAUGAUAAAGCUACUGUCUUAGAUGACAGCAUAGGAUUUUCUGGUGAAAUCUACAAGCUUCCUGUUUGUUCGAGCACCUUGUCACAGAAGAAUAGUUGUAUUGUUCCUACAAGACAGCACAGGAUUUUGGUGUUUCCUAAUCACAAUUUGAGCCAAAAUGUUUCCUUAAUGGACUCUGCAAGUGCCUUGCAUCAAGAAACGGCCAGGAUGAGCAACUGUGACAAGGCUGGAAUCCAGAUCAGCACUCAUAAUAAUUUACAAGAGUUAGAUUGCUUGAUUGAACCACAAAGCCUGCUGAUGAGACGGUUGCGUUUGCAAAAGUUUGUUCGUAAAGGAUCUGUUCCCAGCACUGAUCAAGUAUUAAGCACCAGAAAUGAUGUGAUGAAAUCAGCUGCCAAUGAGGUUCGAGAAAUUUUGAAGCAUCAAUUCAGUGAAGAACAACCUGUUUUUAGUCGUAUUGCCAGUACCACUUCAGAGGGCUUUUCUUCUCAUGAGAUAAAGUCCUCUUCUCUUGAGAUAUAUGAAAGAAAGUGUUACACUCCAGCACAAGAAUCCAGGAUCAAUGAUUUUAAUCCUAAAUCAAGUUUGAGAACACGAUGGAAGCAUAAGGAUGAUGACAGAAUCAGCAGCCAGUCUUUGGAUGCAAUGGCGAGUAAAGAUGGUUCACACUUUAGUGUUAGAAUAAUUUUGAUUCUGUCGGUAAUACUUUUAUUCUUAAUACUAGGACUAAAUUGGUGCCUAAGGUCCUGAUGUGUGCAUAUGAACGUAAUUCACUUCACAGAAUCAGUUCUUGACUUUGUAAAUAUUGUUGCCUUCCUGCACAUAUCUUCUGGGCAUCUUUGAACAGAAACUCUCCCUUGGCUUUACUGGUGCCAUACUGAAUUUUAUUGCUUUUGUAAUUAAGCUUAGCAGGCCAUUUCAAGAACUACUUUCUAGCAUUUGUAUGCUGUUAAUAUACACCCGAAUUGGCUAUUUUGCUGCUAAUGCUAAAUUCCUGGAUUCUCUGGA
This is a messenger RNA of Musa acuminata AAA Group (dessert banana), 2427 nucleotides long. RefSeq lists its product as uncharacterized. The record is from RefSeq and is a predicted model, not a curated record. Gene Ontology annotation, molecular function: DNA binding. Lineage: Eukaryota; Viridiplantae; Streptophyta; Magnoliopsida; Zingiberales; Musaceae. Gene Ontology annotation, biological process: regulation of DNA-templated transcription. Bases 634 to 2169 code for a protein of 511 amino acids. The transcript has 7 exons.